GAGCGAGCUCCGGCCGCGGCGGGAGGCGCCAUCCGGGGGCCGCCGGGCAGCCGCGGCGCGCCUCGCCCUCUGAUCGUCUCGCAGCUGCCUCCCCCGCCGACCCGGCCGCAUCCUUCCCGCGGUGGGGAAAGAAGCUCCCCCCCCCCCCCCCCCACUCCGCGGAACAGAGACUCAUUUUUUUUUCCUCCUCGGGAGGGUGUCGCCACCUGGAUUGCCAAGUGUGAGGGGUCCGGGAGGCGGGGACCGGAGCACCGUGACCCGCCAUGGCUCAAGCGGCUAAACAGCUGAAGAAAAUCAAAGACAUCGAGGCGCAGGCCCUCCAGGAGCAGAAGGAGAAGGAGGAAUCCAACAGGAAGCGGAGGAACCGCUCCCGUGACCGAAAGAAGAAGGCCGAUGCGGCUACCAGCUUUCUGAGAGCAGCAAGAUCGGGUAACUUGGACAAAGCUUUGGAUCACCUGCGGAAUGGCGUAGACAUUAACACCUGUAACCAGAAUGGGCUGAACGGCUUGCACCUGGCCUCUAAAGAAGGCCAUGUGAAGAUGGUGGUUGAACUUCUGCACAAAGAAAUCAUUCUAGAAACGACAACCAAGAAAGGGAACACAGCUCUGCACAUCGCCGCCCUCGCAGGUCAGGAUGAGGUGGUCCGGGAGCUGGUCAACUAUGGCGCCAAUGUCAACGCCCAGUCGCAGAAAGGCUUUACACCUUUGUACAUGGCAGCACAAGAGAAUCACUUGGAAGUGGUUAAGUUUUUACUGGAAAAUGGAGCUAAUCAGAAUGUAGCCACAGAAGACGGCUUCACUCCUCUAGCCGUGGCUCUGCAGCAGGGCCAUGAGAACGUGGUGGCACACCUCAUCAACUACGGGACAAAGGGCAAGGUGCGCCUCCCUGCCCUGCACAUCGCAGCCCGUAAUGAUGACACCCGGACAGCUGCGGUGCUUCUGCAGAAUGACCCCAACCCGGACGUGCUUUCCAAGACGGGAUUCACCCCCCUCCACAUCGCAGCUCACUACGAGAACCUCAACGUGGCCCAGUUACUCCUCAACAGGGGCGCCAGUGUCAACUUCACGCCACAGAACGGCAUCACGCCACUGCACAUCGCCUCCCGCAGGGGGAACGUGAUCAUGGUGCGGCUCCUGCUAGACCGCGGGGCCCAGAUAGAAACAAGGACCAAGGAUGAAUUGACACCUCUCCACUGUGCAGCUCGGAAUGGGCACGUGCGAAUCUCAGAGAUCCUGCUGGACCACGGGGCACCCAUCCAAGCUAAAACCAAGAAUGGCCUGUCUCCAAUUCACAUGGCGGCUCAGGGAGACCACCUUGACUGUGUCCGACUUCUGUUGCAAUACAACGCAGAGAUAGACGACAUCACCCUGGACCACCUGACCCCGCUCCACGUGGCAGCCCACUGCGGCCAUCACAGAGUAGCCAAGGUCCUUUUGGAUAAAGGAGCCAAACCAAAUUCCAGAGCCCUGAAUGGCUUUACCCCCUUGCACAUCGCCUGCAAGAAGAACCACAUCCGUGUCAUGGAGCUGCUGCUGAAGACGGGAGCUUCCAUUGAUGCUGUCACCGAGUCUGGCUUGACACCUCUCCACGUGGCCUCCUUCAUGGGGCACCUGCCCAUCGUGAAGAACCUCUUGCAGCGGGGGGCAUCACCCAACGUCUCCAACGUGAAAGUGGAGACCCCACUGCACAUGGCAGCCAGAGCUGGGCACACGGAAGUGGCCAAAUAUUUGCUCCAGAACAAAGCCAAAGUCAAUGCCAAGGCCAAGGAUGACCAGACCCCACUUCACUGUGCAGCUCGCAUUGGCCACACAAACAUGGUGAAGCUCCUGCUGGAAAAUAACGCCAAUCCCAACCUGGCCACGACCGCUGGGCACACCCCCCUGCACAUCGCAGCCCGAGAGGGCCAUGUGGAGACGGUCCUGGCCCUCCUGGAAAAGGAAGCGUCCCAGGCAUGCAUGACCAAGAAAGGAUUUACCCCUCUCCAUGUGGCUGCCAAGUAUGGGAAGGUUAGGGUGGCCGAGGUGCUGCUGGAACGGGACGCACAUCCAAAUGCUGCUGGAAAACAGAAUGGCUUGACCCCUCUGCACGUGGCCGUCCAUCACAACCACCUGGACAUCGUCAGGCUGCUGCUUCCCCGGGGCGGCUCCCCACACAGCCCCGCUUGGAAUGGCUACACCCCUCUGCACAUUGCUGCCAAGCAGAACCAGAUUGAGGUGGCCCGCAGCCUGCUGCAGUACGGGGGGUCAGCAAAUGCAGAGUCGGUGCAAGGUGUGACACCCCUUCACCUGGCCGCCCAAGAGGGUCACGCAGAGAUGGUGGCUCUGCUACUUUCGAAACAAGCCAAUGGCAAUCUGGGGAACAAGAGCGGACUCACCCCCCUCCAUCUGGUAGCACAAGAAGGCCACGUUCCAGUGGCAGAUGUGCUGAUCAAACACGGUGUCAUGGUGGAUGCCACCACCCGGAUGGGUUAUACCCCACUCCACGUGGCCAGUCAUUAUGGAAAUAUCAAGCUGGUAAAGUUUCUGCUACAGCACCAGGCAGACGUCAAUGCCAAGACGAAGCAAGGAUACAGUCCCUUGCACCAGGCGGCCCAACAGGGACAUACAGACAUCGUGACACUGCUUCUCAAAAAUGGUGCUUCCCCAAACGAGGUCAGCUCGAAUGGAACCACACCUCUGGCAAUAGCCAAGCGCUUAGGCUACAUCUCUGUAACAGACGUGCUCAAGGUUGUCACGGAUGAAACCAGUUUUGUGUUAGCCAGUGACAAGCACCGGUUGAGUUUCCCUGAGACGGUAGAUGAGAUCCUGGAUGUCUCUGAAGAUGAAGGAACUGCUCAUAUAACUAUCAUGGGGGAAGAACUCGUCUCCAAGGCUGAGAAGCAGGAUUCCAGGGAUAUCGAUGAAGAGAAGGAGCUGCUGGAUUUUGUGCCGAAGCUAGACCAAGUGGUGGAAUCUCCAGCCAUCCCGAGGAUCCCAUGUGUCACACCUGAGACAGUGGUGAUUAGAUCUGAGGAGCCAGAACAGGCGUCUAAGGAGUAUGAUGAAGACUCACUCAUCCCCAGCAGCCCGGCCACAGAGACCUCAGACAACAUCAGCCCAGUGGCCAGCCCCGUCCACACAGGGUUUUUGGUGAGCUUCAUGGUGGAUGCCCGGGGAGGCUCCAUGAGGGGGAGCCGUCACAAUGGCCUGAGGGUGGUGAUCCCGCCCCGGACAUGUGCCGCCCCUACUCGUAUCACCUGCCGCCUGGUCAAGCCCCAGAAGCUGAGCACGCCGCCCCCACUGGCCGAGGAGGAGGGCCUUGCCAGCAGGAUCAUCGCGCUGGGACCCGCCGGAGCCCAGUUCUUAAGCCCUGUGAUCGUGGAGAUCCCCCACUUUGCCUCCCAAGGCCGUGGGGACCGUGAACUCGUGGUGCUGCGCAGUGAAAACGGCUCCGUGUGGAAGGAACACAAGAGCCGCUAUGGAGAAAGCUACCUGGAUCAGAUCCUCAACGGGAUGGACGAAGAGCUGGGGAGUCUGGAGGAGCUGGAGAAGAAGAGGGUCUGCCGCAUCAUCACCACCGACUUCCCCUUGUACUUUGUGAUCAUGUCACGGCUCUGCCAGGACUACGACACCAUCGGCCCUGAAGGGGGCUUUCUGAAGAGCAAGCUGGUCCCCCUGGUGCAGGCAACGUUCCCAGAAAAUGCUGUCACCAAGAGAGUGAAGCUGGCUCUGCAGGCCCAGCCUGUACCAGAUGAACUUGUCACCAAACUCCUGGGCAACCAGGCCACAUUCAGCCCCAUCGUCACCGUGGAGCCACGGCGCCGGAAGUUCUAUCGCCCCAUUGGCCUUCGGAUCCCACUCCCUCCUUCCUGGACGGACAACCCGAGGGACAGCGGGGAGGGGGACACCACCAGUCUGCGCCUACUCUGCAGUGUCACUGGAGGAACAGACCAAGCCCAGUGGGAAGACAUAACGGGGACGACCAAACUCGUGUAUGCCAACGAGUGUGCCGCCUUCACCACCAACGUCUCUGCCAGGUUUUGGCUGUCAGACUGUCCUCGCACUGCUGAAGCUGUGAACUUCGCCACCCUGCUGUACAAGGAGCUCACUGCGGUGCCCUACAUGGCCAAGUUCGUCAUUUUUGCCAAGAUGAAUGACCCCCGGGAAGGGCGUCUGCGCUGCUACUGCAUGACAGACGAUAAAGUGGACAAGACCCUGGAGCAGCAUGAGAACUUCAUUGAGGUGGCUCGGAGCAGGGACAUAGAGGUUUUGGAAGGAAUGCCCCUUUUCGCGGAACUCUUUGGGAACCUGGUGCCCGUCAAAAAAGCUGCCCAGCAACGGAGUUUCCUCUUCCAGUCGUUUCGGGAGAACCGUUUGGCCAUACCUGUAAAGGUGAGGGACAGCAGUCGAGAACCAGCAGGGUCCUUGUCAUUUCUGCGCAAGGCGAUGAAGUAUGAGGACACCCAGCACAUUCUCUGUCACCUGAACAUCACCAUGCCCCCCUGUACCAAGGGGAGCGGAGCUGAUGACAGGAAGAGGACGUUGACUCCCCUGGCCCUGAGAUACAGCAUUCUCAGCGAAUCGUCACUGGGUUUUCUCAGUGGGACCGACCGAGCAGAUAUGAAGAUGGCUAUUAUAUCAGAGCACCUUGGCCUCAGCUGGGCGGAGCUGGCUCGGGAGCUUCAGUUCAGCGUGGAAGACAUCAACAGGAUCCGUGUGGAAAACCCCAACUCCUUGCUGGAGCAGAGUGCAGCCUUAUUGAAUCUCUGGGUCACCCGCGAAGGCAAAAAUGCAAAGAUGGACAAUCUGUAUGCAGCCCUGCGCAACAUUGACCGAAGUGAGAUCGUGAACAUGCUGGAGGGCUCGGGCAGACAGAGCCGCAAUCUGAAACCCGACCGGAGACACAGGGACCGGGACUACUCUUCGUCACCCUCCCAGAUGAAUGACCGUCACAAACUGAAUGCUUCUGUGCUUCCUGGCUUCUCUGUGUGGCCCUGUCACCCCUUCAGAGACCCCCCUCCAACAGGUUACUCCUCGCUGCAGGACGAGCUGCUGUCCCCUGCCUCCCUGCAGUACGCACUUCCCUCUCCGCUGCGUGCAGACCAGUACUGGAACGAGGUGGCUGUCAUAGAUGCCAUCCCAUUGGCGGCCACGGAGCAUGACACCAUGCUGGAGAUGUCUGACAUGCAGGUGUGGUCUGCGGGCCUCACACCCUCCCUGGUCACUGCUGAGGACUCCUCUCUGGAGUGCAGCAAGGCCGAGGACUCUGACGCCACCGGCCAUGAGUGGAAGCUGGAAGGGGUGCUCUCCGAGGGACCCCAGGGCCCCAUGCUGGGCUCUCUGGACCUUGUGGAGGAUGACACAGUGGAUUCAGAUGCCACAAAUGGCCUUAUCGAUUUGCUUGACCAGGAAGAAGGUCAGAGGUCAGAAGAGAAGCUGCCAGGUCAUAAGAGUCAGGAGGACUCCACAGGUGUAGGUCAAGACUCAGAGAAUGAAGUGUCUCUUGUUUCAGGCCAGCAGAGGGUGCAAGCCCACAUCACAGAAUCCCCCAGCGUGAGUCGGGUGAUGGAGACCAGCCAGGACAGAUUGCAGGACUGGGAGGAAGAAGGCUCCAUUGUCUCAUACCUACAAGAUGCUGCACAAAGUUCCUGGCAAGAGGAGGUCGUACAUGGCCCACACUCAUUCCAGAGUACGGUCACCACCAUCAAAGAGCUGGAGCCCAGUGGAUCUCAGGAGUAUGAGAAGGUCCUGAUGUCUGCAACUGAGCACAUUUGGGAGGAGCAACCAGAGGCUGAGAGCCUGCAGGCCGACAGGGAACGGAGACGACAAAGCCACCAGGAGUGGGUGCAGGAGGCUCGGAGCACUUUCUCCCAGAUGGCAGAGGGGAAUGAGUUUCAGAGUAUUCCAGGGGAGCAGGUGACAGAAGAACAGUUCACAGAUGAGCAGGGCAACAUUGUCACCAAGAAGAUCAUUCGCAAAGUUGUUCGGCAGAUAGACUCAUCUGGUGCUGAUGACACCCAGGAGCAUGAGGAGGUGAUUGCUGAGGGGCCCCUGGAGGACCCUAGUGAGAUGGAAGCUGAUAUUGAUUACUUUAUGACACAUGCCAAGGUGGAGCUGAGAGGGAGUAGCCUGCAGCCGGACCUGAUAGACAGCAGGAAGGGGGCUCAGAUAGUGAAGCGGGCCAGCCUGAAAAGGGGCAAGCAGUGAUCUCUAGCCCCUCCCCUCAAAUGGCCUCUUUGGAGGAUCACACCUCGACACCCAACCCUUGAACUUCACACACACUCUGCCAUGCACACAAGAGGAGAGCUGGAGCAGAGGGCUGCAGGAGUGGCGCACUGUUCCUCUAGGCUAACGGCAUGAUCUCUGUAAGGGACUUCCUUUAGUCUCCUAUUCGCAUGAACGGCCGACUGUAGACGCAUGACCUACAGUCCUCAAUCCUGCCUCUAGCAACGAUGGAUCUCUGUUGGGAAUCAGGACAAAUGCCUCAAGAAGCGGGGGAGAGAGAGAGAGUGAUAGAAAACGAGCUCGAGAGAGCACAUGAACGCAAAAGUGAACAAGGGCUCUUUUGUGGCUGGGGAUGAUAUAUUUUUUUAAAUCAUUUUAAUUUUGACUUGUUACAGGGUACUUUUUUUUUUCAACCUUAUCUGUAGGAAAUCCACGUGGGCUUCCUGGAAAGAAAAAAAAAAAAAAGGCACAAAAUCAGUUUGGCACCUUAAUCCCAUGUCCCCACCUGCCAGCCUUCCCCACCGCCACACACCUCCAUUCCACUUGUGACGUCCCCUCCGCCUCCCCAGGGGGCCGCUCCUCCCAGAAAGCUCUAUAUGACAUUCAGGACACACACAUAGGCACACACACACACGCACACAAGCACCUCUUCCCUCUCCUCAGUAUACACACAGAUUUUACUGUGACGUCCGAAGCUGUAUAGACUCUCCUGUGGAUAAACUGGAAUUUUUUUUAUGUUGUCUCUCUCUCUCUCUCUCUCUCUCUCUCUGCCAGUCUCAGUAUUAAUCAUCUUCCAAUGGAAAAUCAUUAAUUUAAGAGUGCAUUCAGGGUUCCUUGUGUUAGGGACUUAAGAAUCAGAGGCGAGGACCCCCAGGCUUAGCUGUAGGGCUCAAAGGGAGCCAGUGCCCCAUCUGCAAGGGUCUUCUCUCUCAGCUGGGGGCGGGCCGGUGGCUGUCCCAGGAUUGCACCAGCAUGUUCAAUAGAGAGGAGGUUUUCUAUAUCUUCAAGCACUUAUAUCAUAGUCUGUGUUCAAAGUGUAAACUGUACAGUAAUCAGCCUUGUGUAUAUGAAAAACAAUAAAUACUAUGCAAACCAAUAGAAACACUUUAGCAGUAUGUACAAAGCACUAACAGCUCAGCUCCUGAGGACUUCUCCAGGCUGCAGGAGAAGGAGCUACAGCCUGUCUUUCAGUGAAAGAGGAAGGGAGUAGGGCUAGUUGAAUGUAUCUGCCAGUUCUUAGAAGUCAGCCACCACCCCCAAGGUCUCCCAGAGCCAACUUGGUGCUCUAAGUCCAGGCAGCCCACAGGAUGGGGGGCCUAGGCCGGACAGCCUCAGUGCCCCCACUCUGACCAAGCCCCUCUGUCCCACUCGGAGAGGUGGGCGAGGGGCCCACUCCUGACCACGGGCCCAGGGGGAGGAGAGCCGGAGGAGGAGAGAGCAGCUGGCCACCUGGAGGCCCCGGGCUAGGACGGAGCCCCUCCUAGGCCAGGCCCUCGGUCAGAGCAGGAAGGAAGCAGACAGCUGGCUGUUCCUCGCCUCGGUGCCACCAGGGAAGAGCCUUAAAGAUACACUAGAGCCUCUGGCAGAGCGAGGCCCGAAUCAGCACAAUCCGCCCCGCCCUGCGCGGCGGGCGCCCUCUAGGGCCCGGAGAGAGACUGGCAGGCUCUUCUCGCUCACAAGAGCCUUUGUUUGUGGACGUCCUGUCACCUUCCUCCCUGCCUCUCCUCUGAGGUGUCCUCAGACACAUCAAACCUUCCAAGUAGCACAGAAGCUCCCUCACGACCGAGCCCCCACGGCCCUGGUGCCUGUCACCAGCGCACAGGUCUCCCGGCGGAGGCCGCAGGCCCCACGCGCCCGGGGCCGGCCGAGGCACUCCGCUUGGACCGGGCGGCUUGCGCUUUGCUUUCGGGGGGGGGGGGGGGGGGCAGCCCGGGCGCAGGGGACGCCAAGCGUGCUCCGAGGGCUGUGUCCCGGUAGGCGCGGCCCCGGCCCCCCACGCCUUCGACCCUGCGGCGGGGCGCAGGAGCGCGGCGCUUCUCCGCGUUGGCCGGGCGCCCGCCCGCCCUGGGAAGACAGGCGCAGGGCUCGCCUCCCGUCCUCGAUCCCGCGCCGUCCCCCGCAGGCCGCCGUCCCCCGUCCCCUGCCCCCCGUGGCCCCUCGUAGAGCCCAGCGUGGGCCCCGCGGCUCCAGGCUAUGCUUUGGCACCUUCCGCUGCGUCUGGCAUGGCUGCUUGGCCCGCCGGCCCCAGGCCCUCGGCGGCAUGGCUGCGCGCUCCAGUUGCUAGUAGGAGCUGUUAGGGGAGGAGUUUGGGGUCUCCACACGAUGCCUAGAGAAUGCUGCAGUCUGCACAUUAGACGCUUUUUAGAAGUUUUGGAAUUACCUUGAUUUUUUUAAUUGUUAUGAAAAUGACUCUUUUCUUGACUCCCUCCCAAAUGCUCUGUUAUGGGGAGAGAACCCCCCCCCCCCCACUCUGAUGUAUAGACCAUUCUCCCUACACCAGCUGAACAAAUGUCAAAAUUAAUAAAGAAAUUGACUCAUGGCA
This is a messenger RNA of Felis catus (domestic cat), 8745 nucleotides long. It is a transcript of the gene ANK1, whose product is annotated as ankyrin 1. Bases 264 to 6185 code for a protein of 1973 amino acids. Gene Ontology annotation, molecular function: protein binding. Lineage: Eukaryota; Metazoa; Chordata; Mammalia; Carnivora; Felidae. Gene Ontology annotation, biological process: signal transduction. The record is from RefSeq and is a predicted model, not a curated record. The transcript has 45 exons.